This is a messenger RNA of Zingiber officinale, 4198 nucleotides long. RefSeq lists its product as uncharacterized. Bases 584 to 1381 code for a protein of 265 amino acids. The record is from RefSeq and is a predicted model, not a curated record. Lineage: Eukaryota; Viridiplantae; Streptophyta; Magnoliopsida; Zingiberales; Zingiberaceae. The transcript is spliced from 2 exons.
GCGGCUUCACCAUCCGCUCCGUCGCCAUGCGAGCAGCUCUCGAAUUCAGCACAGGAAUCGAGCGGAAGACGACUCCCAGGCGAAGCGCAGAGGAAUUUUGAUUCCUAAACCUCUCAGCUUGUUGAAUCUUCGUGGAGAAAUCGGUGUUCCUUUGGUUUCUUCGGCAAAAGCUGAGAUUUUGCUUGUCACUGGUUUGGUUUUCUUCUAGUUCUAUCCAUGGAGACGAGUCUCAGAUUGUGAUUUUUGCGAUGGAUUUCGUUUCUCAAAGGAUCCCGAUUUUUGUAGCGUUUGAGACUCUGCCGAUCUAGUUUCUCGAUCCUUUCUUCUCCUCGAGUUCUCCAAAAUCAGCAUCACGUUGGUUUCUUUUGUAGUCUACUUCUAGGGUUUGAUUUUAGAAAGAAAGAUGCGAACAUUAACUAGUUCUAUCCAUGGAGACGAGUCUCAGAUUGUGAUUUUUUCAAUGGUUUUCUUUUCUCAAAGGAUCCGGUUUUUGUAGGGUUUCAGACUCUUCCGAUCUAAUUUCUCGAUCCUUUCUUCUCCUCGAGUUCUCCAAAAUCUCUAGGGUUUGAUUUUAGAAAGAAAGAUGCGAUCAUUAACUGGUUUGGUCAUUGGUUUGAGCUUGGUGUCAAUUUUCCUCUUCUUUGCUCUGGUUGCAACACUCUACUUGGUCUGGAGGAAGAAGAGAAUCAACGCGGACAUCGAUGAAAAUUGCAGCAUCCCACUCAAAAAGCUUCAGUAUCCCUUCUUUUGGACCUGGAAAAGUCCAUCACUCAUGGCUAUUCAUCAGCAAGAGAGGUCUGCUCCAGUGGAUUUAGCCGCCCAAUCUGACCAACUUCACAAAAACCCUAGCAAAGACACCAUAGAGGCAGAGAUCCUGAGGCUCUACAGCCUCGCAGGCCCUCCGAGGCUUCUCUUCACAAUCAAAGAGGAGACAAAGGAGGACCUGGAGUCUGAGGAUGGCAGGUGUGGAGGAAAGACCCUAAAUGAUCUGUUCAACUCCUCUGAUGACACCCCAUUGUCCACUUCCCACUCCGCGAGUCCCUGCACAAGAAAUGGAUACAAUUUCAACCGGGAAGACGACUUCACCAAGAUGUGGUCCUCGCCGUCGCCCAAAUUCAAGUUCUUGAAGCAUGCUGAGCUUAAAUUUUACAGGAAGUUGCUGAUGGAAGAGGCAGGAAAGGCUGAUGCAAAUGCCGAGAUGGUUAACGACUUGGAAAAGCAAAACAUGGGCCGUGAGCAAGAAGGUGAUGGAUCUAACUUCAUUGGCAUAGUGAUUGGGAAGAUCAGAGAUGGAGAGAAGCAUCAACAUUCAAGUUCCUCACAGGUUGCCUGCAGCAAGAUAUGCCAAUUCCAGCUAGUGCAAUUCACUGUUGUGGAAUAAGUGCUGUUUUGUAGGGUUCUUUAGGUCCACUUUGGUGUCAAGGGUGUUCCAUGAUGCAUGUCGGUGCCUUUGCUUGACAGUUCACCCGAAGAAGAGCAUGAUCAAGGAGACAAGAAACAUGCCUUCCUUGCCUUCAUUUAGUUGUAGAUUUUCAACUCGCUUCCCUAAUUUUGUCGGCCUAAUUAAGGAGCACAGGAUACUGUGGAGUCAUGAAUGGUCUGUAUGAAGAGAGAAUCAUUAUUGAUCCGGUUGACAUUGGGUUGACUCCUUGAAGUAUCCACGACUGAGCUCUUUUAGUAGGUCGGAUGCGUGUCAACUCGGCUCCUAUCGGAUCUUGUGGUUAUUGAGUCGGUAGUUGUCGGGUCGAGCCACGCAUGGACUUUGAUGAUGGUCUCUAGCGACGAUGACUAAAAUGAUUGAAAAAGAUUAGAAAGGAGGUCAAGACGACCUCUAAGAAACCCCUCUAACACUCAAGUUAGAUUUUGAAGGAAAAUUGAGAGGAGGAGAUAUUGAAGUGAAAAAUAGUAAUGUUCAAUGUCACAGUGUACCUCUCAAUGUUGCCACCGUUACCUUAUAUAGGGAGCGAAGAGGUGGUUAGGAUUUCCAAAGAACAUGCAUCUUUCCUGUUCCCAGAAAACCUUUUGUAACUUGCGUUAUUGUAACUGUCAAGUUGCAUUCGAACUCGGUCUUAGAUCUGGCUAGUUGGACUUAACUUGGAUGUGACUUAGGCAAACUUUAGUCGAGCUCAGUCAUGAGUUGGCUGUCUUGACCCAAGUUCGGUCCUGAGUUGGCAGAUUAGAUCUGAGUGCAUUGAUCAAGUCCUGGGCAUGGUUGACUAGAGUUAAACUAGAAAGAGCUAGUUCGACUGGACUUGAGUUCGUCUUAAGUCGGAUUGAUCCAGAUUUGCAUUGAUCAAGUCCUAGAUUUGCCACGUGGUCUCUAUAGUCGCCGCCACAUCAAUUAUGGGGGAAUCCUCUAUAGUCGUCAGGUUCCAUUGAAUUAAGUCUUAGUCUAAAUUCUAAAAGUCUUAGUCUAGUUGAUCCGAAUGGUUGUAUAGGGAAAAAGUGUUGUUUUGUAGAUUUUCAAAGUACUUUCCUUAAUUUUUGUUGAAUAUAGUUAAUGAUAUAUAUAUAUUUAGUCCCACAUUAAAAAGGAAGGAGAAGUUUGAUAGACUUGUUAAAGGAUGUACAUUAAAUAUAUUGUAUUUAAUUGGUUAUCAAGUGGAACAUAUUUACAUAUAUAAAUCAAAGAUAGACACUUGGGACAUAAAAAUUAAAUUUGGAAUUAAGCACUGAAAGGUUUGUCAAAGGUUGCAUAGUUCAUUAUAUAUACAUCAUAUAAUCAUUUUUCAUUCUCUAUAUUGUCUCGGAGGAAUUUAUAGUUUUGUUGUCCAUAAAUUUAUUAUAUUUUGAGUAUUUUGGAGGGAAUUUGUCACGCUCGAAACAAAGUUUUGUCAUUAAAUUUUCUUCUAACAAUUUUAAGGAAAUUUUGGAUCCAUUUUUUACAAUGGAAGCCGCUAGUUCAAAGUCUGUUUUUGAUGCAUUCAAGUUGGCCGUUUCGAUGGGAUGAACUUUAAUCAUUGGAAGGACAAAUUGUUCUUCCUCCUCAUUGAAUUGGGUGUCGUGUAUUUGCUACUGCAUGAUCUACCUACGAUUCUACACCAACCGAUAAGGAUAUUGAUGAGAUCAAAAUAACUCGAAAGAAACGGGAAGAGGAUGAAGUUCCCUGUAGAGGAUACAUCCUAAAUGCCUUACUAGACAGGUUAUAUGAUCUCUUUAGUUCGAUCAAAUCUUCACAAGAAAUCUGAAAUGUCUUGAAGAACAAAUACACAUCUGAAAACAAUGUAUGAUUUGAAGAUUUCACCAUAGACCGACUCAUAAACCGGAAAGAAAUUGGUACACACUUCUGAAGAUUUCACCAUAGACCGACUCAUAAAGCAUAUUCGAACUGAGGAAGAAACUCGAAUUUGUGAUAAUAAAUUUGCUUAUGAGUCUGGUUCUAAGGUUAAUAACGUUAAGUCUAAGAAAGCAGGAUAUUCUGGAAAGAAAAGAAAUUUUGCUGAAACUUCGUCUGAAAAUUUUGCUAACAAAAAGAAAACCAAGACAUGUUACUUCUGUUGAAAGAAAGGCUAUUACAAAAAUGAAUGCAGGUUUUACAAGAAACUAAGGGUGGAGGGAAAUGCUGGAUAAAAAAACUGUGAAUGUUUUUAAACGUUCAUCAAGUCCUCCUGAUAAUAUUUUGGAAAGAAAAGAAAGUUUGCUGAAACUUCAUCUGAAAAUUUUGCUAACAAAAAGAAAGCCAAGACGUGUUACUUCUGUGGAAAGAAAGGCUAUUACAAAAAUGAAUGCAGGUUUUACAAGAAACUAAAGGGGGAGGGAAAUGCUAGACAAAAAACCUGUGAAUGUUUUUGAACGUUCAUCAAGUCCUCCUGAUAUCGUUGCUAUGAUUGUUGAUCUUAAAAUCAACAUGAUAACUGAAUGCAACAUGGCAACAAAUGGAAAUUUUGCUGAUUGGUGGUAUGACUCCGACGCUUCAGUUCAUGUUUGCAACGAGAAAAGUUUAUUCAAAAACUAUGAAUUUGCUGCAAAUGAAGAAAAUGUCUUGAUGGGAAAUCAUGAUACGAUCAUAGUGCUUGGAAAAGGAACUAUUGAGAUGCAAUUUAUUUUUGGAAAGAAGAUGAUCUUAAUGAAUGUACUGCAUGUUCCCGACGUGAGGAAGAAUAUGAUUUUUACAAGUUUGUUAUGCAAGAGGGGAUUGAAGUGUUAUAGAAGCAAAUAAACUUAUAAUUUUUAAGAAUGGUGUAUUUGUAGGACAGAG